CUGAAGAAAUAAUAUUCAGCCCGUACUAAUGUAUACGACAGAGGCCCGUUCCAUUUCGGGCGUCAAGGCGGCGCUUAUGGUAUUUGAAUGUCUCAGAAUGGCCUUGUUGACUUUUGCCCUAUAUCGAUUUUCGUGCUUAAAUAUCCUGACCUGGAAUCCAGCUUUGGGUUCGAAAUGAUGCGGUAGUCUCCUACGCAGACUGGCAUUCUUAUACCUAAUAUGAAUAUAUUUUCGAAAAUCCGCAACGAUCUUGCAUUGCGCAAUGCAUCAAUCUACGCACAGUGGUUCGGCGUCCUCUCGGCUAUUGCCUUCAUAGUGACAAGAGUCGUCUGGCUCAUCACGUCUGGCUUUCCUAUUGAGCUAGCCACCUUAGUUAAGAUCGCGGACAUGAUUAUCUUCCCGGUGAUGGUACUCUCAGUAGAACUGAUCGCUGUAUUCCGCGGGCGGUGGGGCUUCUACUUGGGUAGUUCUUGGUGCACCAUACGCGUUAUCCUCGACUUCGUAUUCCACACCCUCGAGGUCGCAAACAAAACCCCCGCUUCGCCGGAAAUCUAUGCCUAUCUCUCCUUUGCCGCUUCCAUCGUCGUGGAAAUCGGGACUCUACACCUACUCAUCUUCCUAGCCCGCGUGCGGACCUUCGACUCCGUCUGCACACGCUCCUGGCUGUACCUAGCGUACACGGCGGCGCUCAUCUGCGGCGCCCGGGGCCGCCCCUUCGGCCCGGCGUACCACCUGUCCUGGCCCGAGCUGCAGCGUGCAUUGUCAUCAGCCCAACGCGGUCCCCAGUUCUUGGCGUGGAUUCUGCAGCGGCUGCUCCAGCCGCCGGAGGUGUUGUCCACCCUGGCCUUUUUGUCGUACUGGGUCGCCGCGUUGGUCGGCCACGAGCAUGCGUUUAGUCGGACGCUGGGGGGGCCGGGAGUCGAGCGUUUGACGUUUUGGCAGUUUGGACAGGGGCCAAGGGUGGACUCUAUGAGUCGGGACGAAGGACGGAUCAGGCUACCUUGAUCCAUCUUCGCCGCAAUUGUGGUUGCAUUUACGCAUAGCGAUAUUUUGGACGAUAUUUUGGAUAUCUAACUUUCGCCGAUAUGAAAAAGACGAUUUUUUUUUUGGUUUAGACAAAUUUUGGAAUACGAUGGAUGAGAAGCGGGCCGUUUAAAACUUUAUAUAACUACAUGCACGUGGGAAAUCGAUAUCGAGCUUGUAUGUCGUUGGAGGUGACGCAAGGGAUGCGCUGUGUAACUCAGCCGCCAACAGUCUCGGGACCAUACCAUAUCAUAGAACGAUAAGCUUGAAUCGUUGGUAUGUUUUAUUAGUACCUACGUGACGACCUAGGAACAUUUAUAUAAUAUGUAUAUAGAGAGUUCUGAAAAACAAACUCUUCAUUCGUUUUUUUCAUCACCAUCACCACCGGACAUCCUCUAGGCUAGAAUAUCAUAUGUAUGAAGGCUUGCCAAUUCUAGCACCCCCUCUCAAAAGCAACAUCUAAUAAAUGACCUCCUUGCCUCCUCCCCUUUUUUUAUCCCCCCUCUAAAACUAAGCACCAGCUUAUCUCCUCGAGCCGCCAAUGUCCUGUCCCACGCGGUAACUCGC
Hypoxylon fragiforme is the source of this 1590-nucleotide messenger RNA. RefSeq lists its product as uncharacterized. The record is from RefSeq and is a predicted model, not a curated record. The coding region runs from base 220 to 1005 and encodes 261 amino acids. The transcript has 4 exons. NCBI's taxonomy places the organism in Eukaryota, Fungi, Ascomycota, Sordariomycetes, Xylariales, Hypoxylaceae.